Molecule: messenger RNA, 996 nt
Organism: Solea solea (common sole)
Lineage: Eukaryota; Metazoa; Chordata; Actinopteri; Pleuronectiformes; Soleidae
Gene: fam110c
Product: family with sequence similarity 110 member C
Exons: 1
Coding region: 1-996 (331 amino acids)
Source: RefSeq, a predicted model, not a curated record
AUGGAGACGGGCAGCGACACCACAAAAAUCCUCGAGAAGGGUCCUGAGUACUUUCGAAAGCAAAUGGAGCUGGAGAGCGAGACAAAAGGAGGCAUGAGCGCCGUGGAGAGGCUUGCAGCAAGCAAACUUAAAUAUGUGAAAAGCCAACAGGUGGCCCACACUACUCAGGAGUCACUGAUCAGCCUAGGAUCAGCCUCUGUGAGCAGCACAGAGUCUUCCAAACGGAGCUCAAACCGUGGUGAGAAACUUGUCACAGUGAGUCACCCAAAGGAGGCUACAAUUGGUGCAUGUUCUCCAGGGCAAAUACGUCGAUGCAGCUCGAAAAAACGACCAGACUCUCUUCUACUUUACAGACAAAAAUGUGAUCUGCUCAAGGGAGCAGCAGGUAGGAAACACUAUGCAGCUCGUAGGAGGCUGGUUAACAAAAAUGUCCCACUAGUUAAGGUGGGAGAUGAAGAAUGUGAAAACGAGGACACCACACCUGAGGAAACGGCUAAGGAAUGUAGCCCACAUGGAGCUGCCAGCCAGUCAGAGGGGAAGAAGAAUGGAUCAGCAGAACGCGUCACAGAGAGCAGGGGUCCUAGGUCAAAGGUGACAUUGGGUCUCCUCGCUGUCCCAGAGUUUGAAAGGAGGGCCGGCAAAGGUGUGAGUCGUUCUCACUCAGACAUCAGCUCCAGGUAUUCCAAAAACUUUGCAGACUUUGAUGCUUUCUUUAUGUACUGUGGGCUUGAGGGGGAGGUCAUCGAGUCUCUGGGCAGAGAGAACUUUUCGGCACGCUCAGAUGAAAUUUCACUAAACAUCCGGAGCAUCAGUGUCUCUACAGACGACGGCUUCUCCAGGAGCAGCGGUGACAGUGAUGGCCUUCAAGAGGAAAAGCUGCACGGAAAUCUACAUCAGGGGACGUCAGUGAUUGAACGCAAUGCACGGAUUAUCAAAUGGCUGUACAGCUGCAGAAAUGCCCUUGAGUCUGGGAAGAAGUUACGAGAUCUUGACUGA